Molecule: messenger RNA, 1747 nt
Organism: Teleopsis dalmanni
Lineage: Eukaryota; Metazoa; Arthropoda; Insecta; Diptera; Diopsidae
Gene: morgue
Exons: 4
Coding region: 107-1438 (443 amino acids)
Molecular function (GO): protein binding
Source: RefSeq, a predicted model, not a curated record
CAAAGUAGUUAUUCUGAAGUUUCCGAACUACAAUUCAAACUCAUAUUAAUAUAUGAAGGAAAUUUUUUUAAUUAUCAAAAUUAAUUGAAGAUUUAUUAUUGCUGUAAUGAGUCAUUCUGGCGAAGAGCAUUCAAGGCAUAAGAAGCUGCUUGAAAAAUUAAGCAGCGAUGAAGAUGAAGAAAACGAAUCAAAAUUAGUCCACAAGGACCAGCAAUUAAAUUCAAUAGAAGAAGAGAAUUAUUCGUUUUCUAAUAAUGCUACUUGUUGGGUCUGUAAUGGUUUUUAUGGUCCAAAUUACGAUGAACCGACUUGCGGAAUUUGUCAUGCAUUUUUGUAUACAACGGAAUUGGGUGAGGAAUAUGAAACUACAAUUUCUGAUGACGAAGACUCGGGUAACGAUGAGCCACCUUUCAAAGAUAAGCAAGACGAUGAUGAAGACAACAAUGCCGUUAAUAUAGUAGAUCAUGAAGUAAAUAGUGAUAAUAUACAUGAUGAUGUGAACUCAGUGGUGAAUGUAGAUGAUAAUAAACAGGUUGAUAAUGAUGUCCAGAAAGAACUUUCUUUGUUAGCAAUACAGAGACCGAAUCCAACAGCACCACGUUCUUUGCCUCAUUAUUUGGAAUUGCUGAGUGACGCACGGAAAAAUCGUCAAGAAAAUCAAAGCGAUAGUACAACACAUAUAAGUGCUUUGCCAGUUGAAAUAAUGGUGAUGAUUUUUUCAAAUUUAGAUGAUAUGUCAAUGUGGAAAGCGAGCGAGGUAUGUCAACAAUGGCAUGAUAUAAUAGAAAAGAACACCUCACAAGUAAUGUGGAAAAAGUAUCUAAAAGAACGUUGGCCACUUUUUAAUGAUAUGACAAACGUGCCAAAUUGGUUAAAUAUGUAUGGUGCUUUGAUGUAUUCAUGUUUCUGUCGCACAUGUUUGGUGCAAAUGGCUUUUAAAUCGCCAUCAGCACAUGCCCGUCAAAAUGUGAUUCGUUUGAAUUAUCUCCGUAAUGAUAUUUACUUAUUAAAUAGUUAUGCAACGGAAGGAAUUGAAGCUAUUCCUUUGGACAAAGAAAAUAAUCAGUACUGGCAAGCCAGUAUAUUGGGCCCAGCAGGCAGUCCAUAUGAAGGAGGCAAAUUUUAUUUAUUUAUAUUUCUUCCUGACCGAUACCCAAUGAUUCCACCAACAGUGCGGUUCCUUACUAAAAUAUUACAUCCAAAUGUCUCUAGACAUGGUGAUGUUGGAAUUGAUAUAUUCCAACACAAAUGGUCGUUGGCUUUAACAAUAUGCAAAGUUUUAUUGUCAGUUCAAAGCUUACUUACUGAUCCUUAUACAGAGAUUUGCAUGGAGCCUGAACUAGGUUAUAUGUACGAAAAUAAUCGUGAGCGUUUUGAGCGUUUAGCCCGCAGAUGGACAUGGAAGUACGCAAUUCUUGAACUCAUGCCACCAAAUUGAUGAAUGAAUCAUUAUUAAAAAGAUUUUAAGUUUUUUUAUUUAUUAUUAUAAAAUUAUAGUUUAAGUGCUCACAUUUGACUGAUUUAAAAUUGAAAGUACAUCUACUAUUCCUUAUCAAGAACUUUAAAAUUACUCGUAUGUUAAGAGUCCCUUUGUUUUGGAGAUUUGUACACCUUUUAAAUGUAUUAUUCAAAGCAUUAUAAUUAUAAGAACAUGGCAUGACAAUAUAUGGAAUAUGAAAAAUAUAAUUUUGAAUAUUACAGCAUUUCUGUUAGUAAAAUUUCAACGAUUUUGUAGUCAGAUAAACCA